This is a messenger RNA of Ilyonectria robusta, 1578 nucleotides long. RefSeq names its product outer membrane autotransporter. The transcript is spliced from 4 exons. The record is from RefSeq and is a predicted model, not a curated record. Lineage: Eukaryota; Fungi; Ascomycota; Sordariomycetes; Hypocreales; Nectriaceae. The coding region runs from base 1 to 1578 and encodes 525 amino acids.
AUGGUUGGACGGCUUUCGUCACUGGCGGCUCUAGCCAUCACGGCCUCCGUCGCUGUAGCCACCCCUGCAUCAUCAACAUAUGCUGUCCUCUCAACCACUUGCAAUGGCAAGUCGUAUACUUAUAAUGAACUCGCUGGCUACGGCUUCGUACCAAGCGCUGCUCGAGACAAGUAUGGCGACACCAUUAGCCUUGGAUCUUCCAUCGCUUUUGCGUCUUGGGCCAAAAAGGGUUCCAAAUACCAAGGAAAAUUAUACGGCUUGCCAGACCGCGGAUGGAACACAAACGGCACUGUCAAUUUUCAACCCCGCAUUCACGAGUUCACCGUGACGUUGACCUUGGCUUCUGGAGCUACCAUUCAGGAUCCUUCGCCUCCAAACGUCGCCUUUGUCUAUGAGGACACCAUCUUGCUUACAGGACCAGAUGGUAAACCCAUGACUGGCCUGGAUGCGGACCAGACGGGUGGCCUAGAAUAUCCUGGUUUUCCUACCCUACCCGCUGCCACCUACACUGGGGACGGAUUUGGUGGCGAUGGCUCCGGUGGUAAGCGUGCUACGCUUGACGCCGAGGCAUUGGUUCUCGCGGAAGACGGGGGAUUCUGGAUUAGUGAUGAGUACGGUCCGUAUAUCUACAAGUUCGACAAGAAGGGGAAAAUGACCGUCGCCGUCGCGCCGCCCGACGCCAUUCUUCCUUUGAGAAACGGAUCUGUGAGCUUCUCCUCAGACAACCCUCCUCUAUACAACCCCGGAAAGGAACCUGUGCCCUCCAACCCCACGCAGGGCCGCCAAAACAACCAGGGCUUUGAGGGAAUGACAGCCAGCCCAGAUGGCAAGUCCCUCUGGGUGCUUCUUCAAUCUGCCGCACUUCAGGAAGGUGGUCAAGCGAAGAAGACUCGUCGGUACUCUCGUCUCUUGCAGUACUCGAUCAAGGAUGGCAAGGGUGGACAUGGCCAUACUCCAACUCCUGUCUAUAAGGCCGAGUAUGUUGUUCCGUUGCCGACCUUUACGGACGCGAGCGGCAAGAAGCUCGUUGCAGCCCAGUCCGAGAUGCACUUUGUGUCGGACAAACAAUUUUUCUUCCUCCCGAGAGACUCGAACAAUGGACAUGGGAUGUCGAGCUCGGAGUCUGUUUACCGACACAUUGAUAUCUUCGACAUUUCCGCAGCCACAAAUGUGAAAAGUGCGACACAUGAUGGUUUCAGCGACACAAUCGCUAGCUCAGAUGGUGUUCUCGAUGACAAUAUUGUACCUGCCACAGUCUGUCCUUUUCUCGACUUCAAUAUCAACUCGCAACUCAAUCGCUUCGGGAUGCAUAACGGAGGCUCUCAGGAUGGCGCGCUCCUGAACGAAAAAUGGGAAGGUAUUGCUCUAGUUCCAGUCGAUCGCAAAGAUCGCACUGGGAACUCUGAUGGUGAUGAGUAUUUCCUGUUCGCUUCAUCUGACAAUGACUUUGUCACUCAGAACGGCUUCAUGAACUUUGGUCGAACCCCGUUUUCAGAUGAGUCAGGAUAUGAUCUUGAUAAUCAGAUGCUGGUCUUCAGAGUCACUCUUCCAAAGGGUAGCAAGCCCUUGGUCGGUUAA